Exophiala aquamarina CBS 119918 is the source of this 627-nucleotide messenger RNA. RefSeq lists its product as uncharacterized. The transcript has 3 exons. Gene Ontology annotation, biological process: proteolysis. Bases 1 to 627 code for a protein of 208 amino acids. Lineage: Eukaryota; Fungi; Ascomycota; Eurotiomycetes; Chaetothyriales; Herpotrichiellaceae. The record is from RefSeq and is a predicted model, not a curated record. Gene Ontology annotation, molecular function: serine-type exopeptidase activity.
AUGACGGACAAUCCCAACCUUGCGUGCAACAAUAGUACCUGGAUUACCCAAUGGAUUGACCAUUCAAAUCAUAGUCUUGGGACAUUCCAACAACAAGUCCAAGUGGUCACGGACUUUUAUAAGCCUGGAGGCCCAAUCCUUCUAUUUCAGGGCGAAGAGUCUAUUGCGAUGAUCUGCGUGUUAGGUGGGAUUGCUGCAGCUAUCGAGCACCGAUAUUUCGGUAACAGCACCCCUUUUGGCCCUGACCAGUCCUAUACACAAAAAGGGUUCCGGUACCUCACACUCGAUAACAUUAUGGAUGAUACUGCCCUGUUUAUCGAGCAAAUGCAAAAAAACAUCUCCGGAGCUUCCAAGAGUCCCGCUAUUGUUGCAAGCGGCUCCUACGGUGGCUUUCUAGUGACUGCUUUGCGUCUCAACAGACCUAAUUCUAUAUAUGGGGCGAUUGCCGCUGCUCCACCCAUUCUUGGCUUUCUUACCGGGGAUGGAAACGUUGCUGAGCGAUUCAAUUGGUGGAAUUGGAUCUCGAAUGCUGUCUCUGAUAAGUCUGCUGAGGCUGCUUCUGUCGCUAAAAAGGCAUUCACUACCCUUCAGCAGGUUCUUCAAUCAGGUAAGUCUCUUGAACCUUAA